Molecule: messenger RNA, 915 nt
Organism: Adineta ricciae
Lineage: Eukaryota; Metazoa; Rotifera; Eurotatoria; Adinetida; Adinetidae
Source: the annotation of a GenBank genome assembly
AUGUUAAAAGUUGACUAUCUUCACCGUGAGUCGUUCGUUUCACAACCGAUCGUCACUGCAGCACAAGCCAAGCAACAUCUACAUGAGAUCCGCUUACAACGUCAAAAUCAGCUAAGAACAACCAUUAACGAAUGUCAUCGACUUCAGAAUAUCCAUAAACAAAUCUACAAUCAUGCUCCUCAGCAAUGGAACUCUCACUCGACUGAAAAACAUGUUAAUCAUCAAGGAAGAACUGUGUCGAGUCCGAAACGUCUUCCUAAAUAUUCGAUACCUCGAAUCGAAUACGCUUCUCUGAUCUAUCGACCAUCGAAGUCGACAUUCGAAAUCGAUGCUGUUGACAAACCUCUGCCGAUUAUAAAAGAAUUAACAGAUCAUUUAUCGAAAUCUCCUUGUGCAAUUUUUUCAAAUGAUCGACAAGAAAUUAAUCGAUCAUUAUCAGCAAUAAAACACGAUCGACAAAGAUGCUUAAGUGUUUCCUCGAUUUCAUCGCUUGAUAAACGGACGCAUAAAGUCUAUGAAAAAUGGCCUGAUUAUAAUCAAAUAAGUGAAAUUGUUGGUUAUCGAAUUGAUCCUCCUGCUCCGAAAGUAAUUACAUCUAACAUUACACCAUCGCGUCCUUCAAAAACUAGAAGUCAACAAAAACGAAAUUCGUCAACGAAACUUUCUAUCACGCCAAAGCCGAAGCAACCAUCAGGACGAAAAUCACAGAAAGAUACUCUUAUACCGAUCGUUGUCGAAGAACCAUCAUUGAUACUCGAAGUUCCUUCUGUAAAGGCAACCGAAGAAAUCAAACCGAAUCUCCCCGAUCUACUUUGCCCAUCAUCCAUAGUGUAUUCACAACGUGUUCGAACUCGGCAAUGGUUAAUGAAACAUAAUUUCUCUUGCAAUCCAAUUCAAACUCUUCCGCUGUUGUAA